Pyricularia grisea is the source of this 1980-nucleotide messenger RNA. RefSeq lists its product as uncharacterized. NCBI's taxonomy places the organism in Eukaryota, Fungi, Ascomycota, Sordariomycetes, Magnaporthales, Pyriculariaceae. The transcript has 6 exons. Gene Ontology annotation, biological process: ribosomal large subunit biogenesis. The record is from RefSeq and is a predicted model, not a curated record. Gene Ontology annotation, molecular function: GTPase activity; RNA binding; GTP binding. Gene Ontology annotation, cellular component: nucleolus. The coding region runs from base 1 to 1980 and encodes 659 amino acids.
AUGAAGACCACUUGGAAGGACAUACCCCCGGUGCCGACGUCUCAGGAGUUCCUGGACAUUGUGCUCAGCCGAACGCAGCGCCGACUGCCGACCCAGAUCCGUGCCGGAUUCAAAAUCAGCCGUAUCAGAGGUUUCUACACGCGCAAGGUCAAAUUCACACAGGAGACCUUCUCCGAAAAGUUCGAGGCCAUCCUCUCGUCGUUUCCCCGGAUUCUCGACCUGCACCCUUUCCACAAGGACCUUCUUAACACCCUCUACGAUGCCGACCACUUUAAGGUUGCCCUCGGUCAGGUCUCGACCGCGAAGCAUUUGAUUGAGACCAUCUCGAGAGACUACGUCCGUCUGCUCAAGUAUGGCCAGUCGCUGUACCAAUGCAGACAGUUGAAGGUGGCCGCUUUGGGUCGUAUGGCGACCAUCUGCAAGAAAUUGAAGGACUCUCUGGUCUACUUGGACCAGGUCCGCCAACAUCUCGGUCGUCUCCCUUCUAUCGACCCCACCACACGUACGCUUCUUAUCGCUGGCUUUCCCAACGUCGGAAAGUCUUCUUUCCUCAAGAGCGUGACAAGGGCGGAUGUAGAUGUCCAGCCUUAUGCGUUCACGACCAAGAGCCUGUUCGUGGGCCAUCUCGAUUACAAGUACCUCAAAUUCCAAGUCAUUGAUACCCCUGGAAUUCUGGAUCACCCCCUGGAUGAGAUGAACACUAUCGAGAUGCAGAGUAUCACGGCCAUUGCGCACUUGCGCUCAGUGAUUCUCUACUUCAUGGACCUGUCGGAGCAGUGCGGAUACACUGUCCAGGCCCAAAUGCAACUCUUUAGGAGUAUCAAGCCACUUUUUGCAAACAAGAUUGUUUUCAUUGUCGUCAACAAGAUCGACGUGAUGAAGCCUGAGGACCUUGAUGCCAAGCUGCAGGAAGAGCUCCAAGCUCUGCUCAAGUCUGAUGGUGUUGAGAUGCUGCAGCUGUCAUGCAAUACUCAGGAGGGAGUUCAGGCAGUCAAGAAUGCGGCAUGUGAGAAGCUGAUUGCCGAAAGAGUGGCACAGAAGCUGAAGGCGGGUACAACUUCCAGCGGUGCUGCGGGAGGCCGUCUUGCCGAUGUCAUGGCAAGAAUCCAUGUGGCCCAGCCCAUGGGUGGCUCGCAACUUGAGACCUUCGUUCCUGAGGGUAUCAAGCAACUGAAGAAGUACGAUAAGGCGGACCCAGAAAGGAGGCUGUUGGCCCGUGACAUUGAGGAGAUGAACGGCGGUGCUGGUGUCUUCAAUGUGGACCUUCGAGAGAAGUGGAUCCUGGAGAACCCGGAAUGGAAGUACGACAAGAUUCCCGAGGUCUUCGAUGGCAAGAACGUUUACGACUACGUCGACCCAGACAUCGAGGCCAAGCUGGCAGCGUUGGAGGCCGAGGAGGAGAAGCUCGAGGCCGAGGGUUACUACAACUCGGACGAGGAGAUCGUCGACGACGAGGAGGAAGAGGUCAUGGCCAAGGCAGAGCUCAUCCGCGAGAAACAGUCAAUGAUCCGCAACGAGGCCAAGAUGAAGAAAUCUCUCAAGAACAGGGCGAUAAUACCACGCAAGGCCACCAAGAAGUCUCUGGUGCAAAUGGAGGACGCCCUGGACCAACUUGGUGUCGAUACUACGGAUAUCACUGCCCGUGCCCGCGCCCAGUCUCGUCCCAGAGGCCGGUCGUUGACCCGCAGCCGUAUGGGCACUGAGGAUGUUGAUUCCAUGGACAUUGACGGCCGUGCAGAGACUCUUCGCGAGCGUCUGCGGUCCAAGAGCAGAGCCCGCAGCCAGCCGGCGACAGACCGCAGGAACGAUGGUGUUGCGGACGAGUCGGUGCGAACUGCUGCCGAAAGACAAGCCAAGCUUUCACAGCGCAAGAUGAACAGAAUGGCAAGGCAAGGAGAGGCCGACAGGCAUGCCACGGCAUCCAUUGCCAAGCAUUUGUUUUCUGGAAAGCGCGGUAUGGGCAAGACCCAGCGCCGUUAA